GCGCGCGAGGAGGCUGAGCGAGCUGCGGGCGCGGCGGACCAGGAUGGAUUUCCAGCAGCUGGCUGACGUUGCGGAGAAAUGGUGCUCCAACACGCCCUUCGAGCUCAUCGCCACCGAGGAGACCGAGCGCAGGAUGGAUUUCUACGCCGACCCCGGCGUUUCCUUCUACGUGCUGUGUCCGGACAACGGCUGCGGGGACAAUUUUCACGUGUGGAGUGAGAGCGAGGACUGCCUGCCUUUCUUGCAGCUAGCACAGGAUUACAUCUCCUCCUGCGGCAAGAAGACGCUCCACGAAGUCUUGGAAAAAGUCUUCAAGUCUUUCAGACCUCUACUGGGACUUCCUGAUGCAGAUGAUGACGCCUUUGAAGAAUACAGUGCAGAUGUUGAAGAAGAGGAGCCAGAGGCGGACCACCCCCAAAUGGGUGUCAGUCAGCAGUAAACUUCUGAAGGCUCCCACCUAAGCAGCAAAGGGAGCCUCUGGGUCUGCAAGGUGGGGUCGGUGCUCCUGGGUUAGCAUUUUGCAUUAGCACUUCGAAGAAACAGGACGCCUGACUCCCAGCAUCCAAAUUAAAAUGAAAUACCUUUUUAACAACCACAAAAUAUCUGGGAUGACCUUUGCUCAGAAAUAACUGAAUUUUACUCCCGUUUCAGUGGAUUUCUAUGGAGUUGUGUCGGUAGCCUUUACCAUUUUGAAUUUAGAGUCCAUUUUGUGGCUGACUGUUCUCUCUUGAGUUUAUGUUGGGGAACUAACAUUCGCUUAUGUGAAUGUAGAGAACUCUGAAUGUAUUAAGGGUAUGUUUUGAGGGAAAGCAUGGCAGAGAAGAAAUGCAGUCUGCACUUUUUAUGUACCUUUAAGUGUCUGUAAGUGAACGGUUUUGCUUAUAAAGCAUGAGUUUUAAUAUCUAGUCAUUAAGCUGCACAAGUGCAAAUCCAAGGGCAGGAGAGGAUAAUCAAUCACUUAGUUUGGGAUGGGGAGAGCAAGAAGCCUUUAAGUGUUCUGCUAUUUACCAGGUUACCUACACAUGUAGCAACUGGUUCAACUUAGGUAUAAACAUUACUUGCAUGUUCGGUUGUUUGAAAACAUGCUAAUUCCAAAGCCACUUUUAAAGUCUAGAAAAUAUAAACGGGGUGAAAGACAUAAAUUAUUGAUUUCUUUGAAAUGUUUAUAAUCUGUCCCACAUAUGAAAUGAGAGGCAUUUACCUUCUCUCUUUAUAAUCAUAUGGCAACUUGUUAAAUCAUGAAAACAUCUUAAGUCCAAGUGCCACUUAAACUUUCAAGCCAUAGAUAAAUUUAAUAGAAAAAUAAACCAGUAUGAAAUUUUUUAAUGAUAAAUCCUUCUUUACUUUCUUAAUCUUUUUAUUCCUUAAAAAAAAAGGAUCCCACUGUAUAAUUUACUGAAAAAUUGUAAUCAAACACUUUGAUGAACCUAAUGACAGUGAAUUUUUAAAGUGAUACAAAAGUGGGAAUCUUUUAUGGGUUACUUUGUUUCAGAGAGGAAGUUUUAAUGAGCAUAAUACUCAAGACAGUUCACAGAAACAACUGCUAUAAUAACUGGAAAUCGUGCUGUCAUCAUUUAGCCAACAAAUACUAAUGGGGGAAACCCUUUGUGACGCUAACAUGGAAUUAUUUAAAACGUUCAUUUUCUUGGACCUGCCCGCCUCUGGUUCUAAUAGUUUAGGGUGCGGAAUACCUCUUUUACAACACUUGACUAAACAUAGCGUCUGGGGGAGGCUGUUUUUAACAUGCACACACAUGCCUGAUUAAAAGUCAUCACAGUUUUGGGUUUAAAAAACAAAACAGCAGCAGCAGAGGCCAUAGAGCUUGUGGGAGUCUUGUAUAUCUUCCAGGCAUGUCGGUGUAAAUCUGAUGAUCUCAACCUUUUCUCUUUAAUCGAUUGGUGCUGUGAAGGCGGAGGCUACUCGUGGUAAAACAGUGUACUGAGGUUUGAAGUCAUGGGGUAUAAUAGUAUAGUGGUUUCCAUCUGUGUUUAAGUACCUACAUUUUUUCUUUUUUGGAAAGACAUUAAAGGUUCCUUUCAAGUAAAAUGAAUUUCCUUCUAAGUAGCCUGUUAACAAAGCAAACCUUGGUAUUUUGUCCAGUGGGGUUAAUGAGUUCGGUGCUUUGCUGCCUUGCCUGUGUGGUGAUUGGCUCCAUACCUGAGUGCAGGUGACUGUGAGCUGUACCGUCUGUAGACAUCACCCAGGCUGGGUCACAUCUGUUUUUACAAUAGGCAAGAAUGACUCCCGCAACUGAAAUAAGCUUGACUAGCUUGUUCCAUUCAAAGGUAAACUGGAAUUUUAUAUGUGGAGGCUUAAAAUUGAAAUUUACAUAUAUUUGAAAAAUGGAAUCAUCAUUAAUAUGAAAUAUAUUUUAUCAAAAAAAUGUUUAGACUUUGACCAAAUACAUAUCGGUGUUAUUAUGUUAAUGUUCUCUGUUUUGAAAGUUGAGCUGAGAGAGCCAUUCAGUGGGCGGAAGAGAAACUGGUCUUUGUUCUGCUCCUGUGUAGGGUAUCACCUAGCUAUGUGUUACUUAUUUUCAUAGCAACAUCCGCAAAAGCAUUAGCAAAUUGGGUUGUUUUCUCUAAAACUCCCUUUUUUCCAGGUACACAUUCCCUCCAAUGCUCAUUUACACGAGUGUACAUGUGCGCACACUCACCCCACCUGCUCUGGGGGUUCUUUAUUAGAGCCGAGUGCGUGCAGAGCUUCCCCAGGUCACUAGUGAGUCUGGCAGCUGUGGUUUUGUUAUGGAAAUGAAUCCAUGACUAGACAAGUUCCUGACUUUCAUAAACACAGAGACACACUAACCAAGAGGCAGUGUGGCCCAGUGGGAGAAACAUUGAGCCAGGAAUUAGGAGAGGGACCUGGCUUCUAGUCUGAUUCUGCCAAUGACUGCGUGACCAUGGGCAAGUCACUUAAUUUGCCAGAAACAAGGGUGUUUGGUCUUCCAGCUUUAACCACUAUCCUUCCAUAACUGCCUUAUGAUAUUUUGUGUAUGAAGAGCAACAAUCAAGGAAACUUGUAGGAAAAUGGCAAGGAGGUAUGUUUUGAAUUUUGCCAAGGUGCUAUCCUGAGGCUCCUGGCCAUAGGAGCACACAGAACAUGUUUCUGGUGGUCUGAGUGUCCAAGUCUACUGGGCCCAAACCCAAGGAGCUGCUGACAUGCUGUUCUUUAGGAAAGGGUAAAAUGAGGCCCUAGAAGAGGAGAACAUUCUUGUCCCAGUGCCCAUGCUGUGCCUAUGGAAGGCAUAGCUUUUCUUUGUGUGCUGGCAGACUGGGGCUUUGGAAACAGACUAAGUUUAAUUUAACCAAAAGGGGGGACAUUUUCAAGAAUAAGUGGAAGAGAGUGAAAGAUGAUCACUAUUACUCUUUGGCCAGGUCAUCCAAUAGAGAAUAAGAGUGUGUGUGUGUGUGUGUGUGUGUGUGUGUGUGUACACAUGCAUGUGUGCACCUGGCAGAAUGACUGCUUGCUUGUUGGUCACUGUGGGCCAGCUGUGACUUCACACCUCUGAUAACGAUGCAAAACCUGAUCCUGGGUUGAGUGAACUGCAGAGGUAUUUUUCUUAUGGCUGCCUGGUUACUUUUCUCUGCCUGAUACGGAGCAGGCUUCAGGGUCUUGAGAGAGAAUCACAGAGUUGAGAAGGCAGGGAGACCCACACAGUGCCUGCCACCAUCUGAUUUAGUUACACUGGGGUGUCCCCAAGCUCAUAGCAGCACAUAGUGCUUUUUACCCAUGACUGAAACAUAAAACAGUCUCUAAUUUAGGAAUUCUCUUUGUGUCCUGGUGCCAGAAUUAGGUUUCCAGUGUACUUAAGUGAACAUCUCCUUGUCUCAGUUAUUAUUAUAUUUCACAUCUAAGCAGAAGCCAUUUUCCUGCACAAUUAUGUCUCUGAAUAUCAUUUCUGUUUCUUAAGAGCACAAAGUGUGUGGACCUCGGGGAGCUGUGAUAUCAGAACUCCGUCAGAAUUUAUAUUUCAGGAAUCUGCUAUGCGUAUUAAAAUCUACAAGUGGGGGAACUGGAAUGAACAGAUUUGAUUUCCUAUGAUUUGAGAGGCACGUAGGGAUGGUCAGGACUUAACCUGGGCUGGGAGGAGAUGAGUAAGGGAGUCUGAGAGGUCGGGCCCUACUCUAACAGGAGGCAGGCAUGUAAAGCACAGAAAAACUUGCCAGGAGACUACUUUCCUUAAAGGUACUGCACGUGUGUUGGGAGGCGUAUUGGAGAUGGCUUUGUGACAUUAAAAGAAGUCCCAGCCAUGGAGACAAUGGGUGUUUUACAAAGCUAGUGGUGUUUUUUUCCCCUGGAUAAACCACUCUGAGCCAGAGAAGCCACUUUCCAAAGUGCCGACAGAUCUCAAGGGCUUCAGUCACCUGGCAGCAGAACAGGGCCCAAACUUGAUCUGGCCUUUGGCUGUAGAGGGAACCGUGGGUCAGGGAUGACCGGAGGGCCAGAGGGCCGAGCCUCCUUACUCUACCUGGCUCAGGAUUGUAGAAAGAGCACAAUUAAAACUCAAGUGGAUCACAGGUCCCUCUUCCCUUUAUUGAGUAUUAACUCCAAAGAGAUGCCAUUGCCAACUGCUUAGUCUUCAGAUUACCAGUGAAGCCAAAAUUUCUUAAGAGUUAAAAAGUAAAUCCUUUUUCAUAAAGAUCCAAUCAGUUACCUUGGUUUUGUUAUGCCAAGAAUGACAUGAAAGGCCGAAGUCUUUCACAUUUUAUACAAAAUAAUUCUAAAACUUGCCAGAAUGCCAGUAGCCUCUGGUGUCCAUGGCAACACGGUGUCCAUGGUAAGAUAUCUAUAGCUCAUGCCCAUUGGGCAAAUUGCUCAAUAAUAUGUUGUCUUUGGUUAUUUUUCUUCAAAUUUGGGUUAUGUAAGUAGAGGACCUAUGACCAUUUUUUUGUUAGAAACCCCAGUUAAAGCACUGUAAGGCUGAGGGGCACUGGCACUUAAAAGUGCGUGCCAGGCCACAUAAAAAUAAACAUUUAAUUUGCUGAGCAAUGUUUUUAGGUUAUUCAAUUCUGCAGAGAAAGCUGGCAGUCUGUUCUUUGUAAAAACUGCCUUUUCCUGUUUUUUUUUUCCUCGUAUUUUUGUUAAGGUUCCUUUUUUAUUAAGUAUCUUCUAAUAGUUAGGCAGAUAAAGACACAGAUAAUACUCUGAACAGAUGUUAGCUUUUUAGAGGGAAAAAUAAAUGGUCUAUUCUAGGGAAAAUCAGAAACUAUCUGUGAACCAGUCUUAAUCUGUGUAUUGGCCAUCUACAUGAGACGAAAAAGCAAGGAACAGUUUUUGUUUUGUUUUUUAGGCAAGAAAUGUUUCAUGCAGGGUGUGGAUGCUUUCUUUGCCUUUAUAUUUCCUUUCAGAGAAAUCUCUUGUAAAUUACAAAACUGUGAAAUGGGUUGCCAAAACUUGUUGCCCUUCCUUAGACGCUUCCAGCAGUGUAAAAACCCUUUAUUGAACCCUGUCCACAUCUGCUCCUUCCUCCCUCCCCUGAGUGAGGAUCUCAUCCAACAAUGUAAUUACCAUCCGCUUGCUAUUAAAGAGCCUUCCAAACUUGGUGAUGUUUGCCUCUUUUUUACACCCGAGAACUGUCUGGUCCUGGAAGAUUGAUAAUGAGGAACAAGGAAUAAAGACCAUCAGCUAACUUUGUGGUUG
This is a messenger RNA of Talpa occidentalis (Iberian mole), 5640 nucleotides long. It is a transcript of the gene MTURN, whose product is annotated as maturin, neural progenitor differentiation regulator homolog. The transcript is spliced from 3 exons. The coding region runs from base 44 to 439 and encodes 131 amino acids. Gene Ontology annotation, biological process: positive regulation of megakaryocyte differentiation; regulation of signaling. Lineage: Eukaryota; Metazoa; Chordata; Mammalia; Eulipotyphla; Talpidae. Gene Ontology annotation, cellular component: cytoplasm. The record is from RefSeq and is a predicted model, not a curated record.